Molecule: messenger RNA, 1803 nt
Organism: Gossypium arboreum
Lineage: Eukaryota; Viridiplantae; Streptophyta; Magnoliopsida; Malvales; Malvaceae
Exons: 4
Coding region: 1-1803 (600 amino acids)
Source: RefSeq, a predicted model, not a curated record
AUGCAAGACCAAUUGCAAGAGCAGUUGGCUAAAAUGCAGAAUGAGAUGAGGGAACAAAUGAUGGAAGCUCAGAGGAAUAUAAUGGCCGAAAUGGCUCAGUUAUUGAGGGCCACUGAUAAAGGAAAGGCUCCUAUGGCCAUCAUUGAAGAGGAAAAUGAAGGUCCUCCUCCAGGUUUUACACCGCCGCAUGUAUCAUUGCAAACUGAGGCACCUCCUAGAAGGCCAUCUACUACUGUGAGGCCUCAGCACGGGCCAAUUGAUGCUGGUGUCCAUGUGAAUUUCCCGAUUGGUUCAGGACUUAAUAUGGGUGACAAUCUUACUAAUCUUCUUGUUUUCGAUCUAGAUAUGGUGGAAAAGGAGGAUUUAAAGGCCGAAGCUGCAAGGCAAUUGGAUGAACGCUACAGAUGGUUAGAAGAAAAGUUCAAGGCUUUGGAAGGCACUGGCAAUAAUCAUGGGGUUGAUGCCAAAGACUUAAGUCUGGUCCCAAACCUAGUGUUACCUCACAAAUUCAAAAUGCCAGAAUUUGAAAAGGACAAUGGCACUACUUGCCCAGAGGCCCACAUCACAAUGUUUUGCAGAAGGAUGACGGGGUAUGUAAGCAAUGAUCAGCUAUUGAUCCGUUGUUUUCAAGAUAGCUUGAUAGGAGCGGCAGCCAGAUGGCAAUAUGCACAGAGGUGGAAAGAGGUAGCGAUGCAGGUUCAACCACCACUGUUGGAGAAAGAGACCACCAUGUUAUUUAUUAAUACCCUGAAAGCCCCAUUUAUUACUUAUAUGAUUGGAAGCACUACUAAAAGUUUUGCGGACAUAGUUAUGGCAGGAGAAAUGAUAGAGAAUGCCAUAAGAGGAGGAAGAAUUGAGGGGGAAGGAGUCAAAAGAUCAGCCCCAAGAAGAAAAGACAAUGAGGUAAACAAUACAAGUGGUUUUAAUUCAAAAGCAGUCACAGUUAGCCAACCCAAAGUAGCCACAGUUGGGCAACAGGACUCCCAAAAGCAGGAAUCCAACACUAGGCAUAAGAGGAUGCAAUUUACACCUAUACCUGUGACGUAUAGGGAGCUCUAUCAAAAUCUAUAUGAUGCGCAUGCUAUAGCCCCUUUCCAUUUAAAACCAUUACAACCUCCGUAUCCAAAAUGGUAUGAUGCAAAUGCCAGAUGUGAGUAUCAUGCUAGAAUAUCGGGGCACUCAAUCGAGAAUUGUACUGGAUUCAAGAAAGCCGUAGAGAGGUUGAUCAAGAAUGGGGUUUUGAAAUUUGAGAGUACCCUAAAUGUUGAGAAUCCUUUGCCGAACCAUAACAAUCAGGGAGUAAAUGCCAUUGGUGAAGCCGGUGAAAAAAGGGAAAAGAAAAAUGUUGAUCAGAUAAGGAUGCUUAUGAGGGUAAUCUGGGAGGAGAUGAUGAAGAGAGAUUGCGAGGAAUUCAAGGCCUUGGUGCAAGGCUUCGUAGACAACAAAGAGCUACAGGUUUAUGAAGGUAGCUCUAGUGAAAAGCAAGGAAUAAUGAAAUGGGGACACCAGCAGCCCAAGGUUAUUAUCCAUACACCUACUCCUUUCUCUUACAAGGAUAGCAAAAAAGUACCAUGGAGUUAUGACUGUAGCGUGACGGUGCCGAGAGAAGGAAACAUAGCCAGCGCAUCUAAGGAUGUACGAGAUGAAGGUUCCCAUACGCGGAGUGGGAAGCGUUAUGAUAUGGGGGACGUCAGAGUGGAGCCCACAAAACCCAAGAAUGUUGAAAUUGAGAAAAAGAGUGAAGUAUCUGUUAACGAGCCAGUAAGGGAGGAAGAAGCUAAGGAAUUUCUAAAGUUCCUUUAA